AAAUAACCUUAUUGCGCAUGUGUAAAUGCGUAUUUUUACAAAGUGUUGCGCAGUUCGCACUUCACAUGAAAACUACGUACACGAAACUCUGUUAUCACAGUUUGAUCUCGGGUAAAUGUAAUUGUAAGUCCAUGUAAAGGGGAACUCAGUCCUCAUAUUUCAUAAAUAGUAGACUUUAAUGUACCUAAACCCACCCAAAGAUAAAUAAAUAAAUAAAUAAAUAAAUAAAUAAAUAAAUAAAUAAAUAAAUAAAUAAAUAAAUAAAUAAAUAUAUAGCUGUAAGUAAAAAAAUUACUAUUGAAGCAGUUCAAGACAUGUCCAAAUGCGGUUAUUCAUAAGUUUGCAUACUUAUUGUUUUGCGAUACAGACUAAAAUUGUUUCUUGCUAAAAUUCGUAAAGGAAAAAAAUGACGUCAAAGAAGGAAGUCUCAUCCCGUCUUGUCCAGAGGCAUAAUGAUCAAAAUGCGACGAUUUUAUAAGUGACUAUUGUUUAAAUACCACAAUGAGAAAAGAUUAAAAGUCUUACUGACGCACGCUCUAUUAAUUACUAUAAUUACUUAAACAAUUUCAAUAAUUCCUCAUGCUCACCACUUAUAAAUCCUCUCCUUGUAAGUUAAAAGAAUCUUAAUGACGUCAAUAUAUAUAAUUGCUCAAUAACAUGUUAGCAUAUUGUGUAAAGUCCAAAUUUGUGAGUAAGUACGCUGUAAGUUAUUAAUCCAAUCAUUAUCAUCAGCCUUAAAUUAAAUAAUAUUUUAUGCAUGAUUCAUUUAAUAUCACAACAUCUUGGUUAUUAAAUAUUGCAAAUCAUUAAGUGCUGUUCUCUACUUGGUCGUGAAGUCUAUUGCAUACUGCUUGUAUUACAGCAACCAGAGUGGCUUUUGCAAGCAAAAGGUUCUUUCACAAUUUCAUAGCUGUACUAAGUUGAUUUAUCGCCCAUGUUAGCCAAAAGUGAAGACGAUUUUCCCUUUGCGAGGGGUGAAGUUAUUUUAGCUAAGUGCAACAAAGAAGUUUACUACGCCAAAAUACUUUCGUUGAAUCAUGUAAAGAAGACAGCAUUGCUACUAUUUGAUGACGACUCGAAAGAAGAAGUAGGAUUUAACAAUAUAUACAGUGUGAACGAAACAACAGCAGACAUUAUUUGUGUCAUUUGCAAAGAGGACCGGACUGAUUUGGACGACGAUAUAGUACUUUGUGACAUUUGUUCAGUCGGUUAUCACCAGCGUUGUCACAGACCAAUUAUUGCAUCAGAAGUUUUAGCUCCUGAAGUGCCUUGGCAGUGCAGAUAUUGCAAAAAAGGAGAAAAAAAUCCAUUUGUUGAAUCUAAUCCAUUUCCUGAUAAGGUGAAAGCCACUGAAAUGACAAAGCUGGAGGAGCAAAAAGAAAUCCUCUCAUGGUACAAGGAUCAAUCUAGUGGUCUUAGAAAGGAAAAUUGUCCUGACUGGAAAGAACGUAACAAAAAUGGAAAUGAAGAAUGCGAAAGAGAAGAUUUAUCAGAUGAAAUAACACCAAGAGAAAAUAUAUAUCAAACGGAAGGAGACAAAGAUAAAAAGUUAACAAAAGAGAACACAAAACUAAAUCACGUGGAAGGUUCAGCUUUCAAACUUGUUAACAAAUCAAGUGACUCCUUGGAUAAGAAAAAUCAAGAUAAAAAAAUCAAAUGCACCCAUCACGAUAUGGUCAACAAUAACAAUGCAAAAUUAUUUGAAGAAGAAAUUCAAGACAUUGAUCAUUGUUCACACUCAGAUAUCCUCACUAAAAUGCUAAGCAAAACAAUAAAAAUUAAUCGUGUAAGUCCAUGGAGGAAAAGUCCCAAUCAUGACCUAGUAAUUGAUCUGGAUGGUAAGCCUGGCACAAAAGAUACAAUAGACGAGUUAAAAAACGGACAUGGUAGCGACCAGGAAGCAAAUAACGCUUUGCCGAAGGUUAAUGAAAUAAUAACAACCACGAAAGACACUACCACAGCAAUGUCAAAGAGUGAUACGCAGACUCAGCAGAGAUAUGCAAUGGAUUUGCCACGUCAUAAUUGGUUAGUGGAGCGAUUAAAACAAGAAAAAAAGAUUGGCGAGAAGGAAAUUUCACAGUUAGAAUCUCGCAUAAGUAAAGAAAAAGAUGAGAAGGAAAGUCAUGAGGACGUUCCUAAAGAUGAAUUUAAAAAUGAAGCCGAAAUACAGAUUGUUAAAGUAGAAUCACUAUCAAAGAAAAAGGAUGUUGAUUCAAAUGUCGCCACAAGUUCAAUAGAUCUUAUGCAAAGCCACAAUUUGUCAACUUCGUCAUCUUCCACAAAUGACCUUCAUUAUAAUAAGGACGAUGCAAAAAGAUCAAGACACCUUUCACAAGAGUAUCGAGAUACAGUGCAAUCAUUUGCAGCGAAAUCUAACCGAAACGAGGUGACAAACAGCUCAUCUGUUCCGGAUGCAAUAUCUAUUCAACCAAGGAUAAUCUCUAGUAGUCCAAGCAAACAGUAUUCAAUUCCAUCAAGUGAGGAUCUUGCAUUAAUUCAAUAUAACUCUUUAAGUUCAUUCAAAUCAAGGGUGAUGUCUCCAAAAAGUAAUGGAUAUAAGCGUGAUUAUACAAAUACGGUGAAUGGCCAACAGCGCACUCCAACAAGGACAGGUGAAGAAGCUACGUUAAAUCAAAAGAAACAUCAGGAAGAAAAAGAGCAAAGUAGAUUGAACUUACCAUUGUUAAAACCUACUGUAUUGCGGGUGGAACAAACACGAGACCCAUCGUCUGGAAAUCCACAAGAAGCUUUUAAUAUCACCAAUCGCCUAUCACCUGAAUCUUUUAAAAGAAGAAUAGAAAUACAAAAACAACUUGAAAGUCAAAAGAAAUGGAUAGAUGAACACGACACAAAAUUGCAACUACAAUCUAGUUUGGAAAGAAAACCAAACUUUAAAUCAAGUCCAGGGUAUAACACAAGCUCAAACGAGCAACUUCUGCAGUUACAAAACCAACAACUUUUAAUGUCACCACAGGCUAUGGCAACGUUACAAAAAAGAAAUGUUGCUUUAAACAUAUCUGCAGCAGCAAAACAAAAGCAAGAUAUGAUAGAAGAGCGAAUAAAGUUUUACACAAAAGAAAUCAAUGACUUAAAACGACAAAAAGAGAUUAUCACGUCUCCGCAAAUGUAUAAUCCUGAAGAAGAGAUUUAUAGAAAACGAAGUUUAGAAAUGAUGAACGAUAAACUGAGACAGCUAGAAGCUUACAAUCGAAAACAAACAGCUGUUCUUCUGCAACGUAACCAGCAACAACAGCUCUAUAACAAUCAGUACAACGGACAACACUUAGUGAAUCCAAUGAACCAAAUUGGAGUGACUCAGAUUUCACCAAGCCAAGUCGCUAUAAACCAAAUACCUACGAAUCAGUUGGCUCUUAAUCAGAUCGCUGCAAGUCAAUUAGCUGCAACACAAUUAGCUGCCAAUCAAAUUGCUGCCAGUCAACUAGCAGCCAACCAAAUAACAGCUAAUCAGCUUGUGGCCAAUAAAAUUGCUGCAUCUCAAUUAGUAGCCAAUCAAAUUGCUGUAGCUAAUCAACGAGCCUAUGUUGAUAACAUGGUAAACACAUCAAAAAGCAACCUGAAUCAAAGAGAAACUCGAGUGAACAUGCAUGUCGCUAGAGACUCGCGUUUGACUGACAGUGAACGAAAUAUAUUAAGAGAGGCAGAACUUCAGCAAAACUUAAUCAGGCAAUCAGCUGCUUUAACCAGAAAAAUUAACUAUUAUGACAAUCCGGAAUUGAACGAUAAUUUGCUUUUACGUCAGCUACAAAAUAAACAUGAUGAACAAACGCCGGUUGAUAAGUAUCCUGCAAGAGAAGAAUUGGACAGACCACAACCAUUAGAAAGGUCAAGAGAAUUAGAAGAAAUCAAGCAAAUACGACAGCUUGAAGCAUUAAAAAAAGCUGGAGAAGUCUCUAACAUGUCCAUCAAAACAGCAGGAGAUUAUUUAUACAAGCAUCAACGAUCGCAUGGACCAUCAUAUCAGGAGAGAUCUUUCUCUGAACGUGAAGAUAGAUUAUAUAAUUACGCAGACAAUGAUAUUUCAUCUAAACGAAGGUCCAGUGAACCUCUACAUCCUGGUGUAUCGAAGGCUAGAAGACUAACUCCUCCAACUCUACAUUCUCGUCCGUCACCGCCAGCUGAUAACAGACCUAGAUCAUUCUCUAGACAAUCACCACCUAAGUCACUGGAUGCAUCUAACUAUAAGUUGUCCCCUUCGUAUCGAUCUCGACUUUCACCUCCUUAUCUUAGUUCAAAUCAGUACAAGAGGUCGCCUCCUUUAUCUACUUCCAUGUCAGUUGUUGACAGAUCAAACUUUAUUUUAUCACCAAGAUCUUCUGAUAAAGAAAGGUAUUACAAUGGACCAGUCAGAAGCUCUUUCGAUGCACAACGUCUAACAGCUUCAACUGAGGGUCACUUCUCUCGUCAAGGGAAUUUUACCAAUACAUCGGACCCUAAUGCAAAUAAGCAACUCAUUAAAAGAUACUGCAAACUAUGUGAUAAAGGUGCACAAUUUCUAUGCUCGGGGUGUAGAGGAAUAUGGUAUUGCAGCCAAGAAUGUCAGCUUUCGCAUUGGAGGAUACAUUCAAAAGUGUGUAAGAAAGUGGAGUAAUCUACCCAAAUCUAAAAAGUUUUCCAAUCUAUUCAGAUGGUAAUGAGAAAUUGUAUUGUAAAGUUCUAUCUCUCAUGGUCAUGCCAUCUGACAUUGUAAAUAAUGCAUGACAGGGCGUGUCCCUUUUCACAUUGAUAUUUGCUCAUUCACUUUUAGUAACAUGACAUCGCAAAUAACUGUUUCACUCGCUGUUAAAGUUUUAGAAUUACUGACAAACAUAUACAUUUAAUAUUUAUGAAGCAUAGAUUGUUUAUAUAUAAAUUAUAAUGAUGUAAAUAAGUAUUAUUAAAUAUUUAAAGGGAUUUUAAAACCAUAUAGUUUAUACAAAGCGAAAUAGACAAAAUUCUGAAA
Molecule: messenger RNA, 4960 nt
Organism: Hydractinia symbiolongicarpus
Lineage: Eukaryota; Metazoa; Cnidaria; Hydrozoa; Anthoathecata; Hydractiniidae
Exons: 7
Coding region: 935-4609 (1224 amino acids)
Source: RefSeq, a predicted model, not a curated record